Molecule: messenger RNA, 906 nt
Organism: Exaiptasia diaphana
Lineage: Eukaryota; Metazoa; Cnidaria; Anthozoa; Actiniaria; Aiptasiidae
Product: histidine protein methyltransferase 1 homolog
Exons: 1
Coding region: 3-896 (297 amino acids)
Biological process (GO): peptidyl-histidine methylation, to form tele-methylhistidine
Molecular function (GO): protein-L-histidine N-tele-methyltransferase activity
Source: RefSeq, a predicted model, not a curated record
UGAUGGAAAACAUGGCUUCCUUUCGUUUUAACUUUGGAAGUAACGAAAUUAAUGAAAAUAGCUCGCAAUUGGACUCACAAGAGGAUGAUUUGACACCAGUGGAGGCUAAAGAAGUUUCUACAUCACGACAUAUUGUAUACCAAAGCGAUAAUGUGGAUAAAAUURACAUAAAUGGGACAGCAUURCUCUACGUGAAUCUGCARCACRUUGAAGAAUCACUGAAGAAAUCCAGUACUAUACUCGAUGCCUCGUCGUCUAACUCUGACCUUGUKCCAGCUGUGUAUGAAGGAGGACUUAAAAUAUGGGAAUGCACUGUAGAUUUGAUCGAAUAUUUAAACGAAAUGAAKAUYAUUUUCMAAGAUAAACGAGUUUUAGAGCUUGGAUGUGGUGCAGGUUUGCCUGGAAUUUAUUCCCUGAAACAUGGUGGGUCUGUUGAUUUUCAAGAUUAUAACGAUGAAGUUUUGGAACAUUUUACAAUUCCUAAUKUAUUCCUGAAUAUCCAGGAWGUUWAUCCAAAGUCAACAUACGAUGAAACCAAAGACCUGGUUUUCAAAAGAUGUCACUUCUAUGCAGGGGAUUGGAAAUUAUUAACAAGUUUUAUCAACCCAGAAAACAACCCAGAUGGAUUCUAUGAUAUAAUAUUAACAUCAGAAACUAUCUAUAAAGUUGAUAAUUAUCAUAAACUCCUUGAUUUCUUUGAAAAACAUUUACGAUACCCUGACGGCAUUGUCUAUGUUGCUGCAAAAACUCAUUACUUUGGGGUGGGCGGUGGUACACRAUCUUUUGAAGAAUGUGUGAAGAAGAGGAAAGGCUUUAACAUUUCUGUUUGUAGGAGAUUUUCUGAAGGGUUACAAAGGGAAAUAUUGAAGAUUGAAUGGAACAAAAAUAAAAUUUGAUUAAUUUGUC